AUGCCGAUCACUGUGAUUCUCGGCUCUCAAUGGGGUACUUACAGCCCUCGUGACCAACAGAAAGGAAAGCUGACCGACAUUCUUGCUACUAACGCGCAACUCUGUGCGCGAGCCGCCGGAGGUCACAACGCAGGGCAUCAAAUUGUUACCCAGGGUGUGUCAUACAGUUUCCACCUUCUUCCUUCUGGUCUCAUCAACCCGAAUUGCACGAACUUGAUUGGUUCAGGUGUUGUUUUCCAUGUCCCAUCAUUCUUCAGCGAGCUCAAGGAACUUGAUGAGAAAGGCCUCCCCCAAGUUUACGAUCGCAUUCUCGUCUCGGACCGAGUUCAUAUCAACUUGGACCUUCACCUUGCUGUCGAUGGCCUUGAAGAGGUUGAGCUUGGAGAGCAUAAAAUUGGAACUACAGGUCGUGGAAUUGGCCCAUGUUACAGUACAAAGGCUGCACGAAGUGGUAUUCGAUUAGCAGAGGUCUUCAACACUGAGCUGUUUGAGUCAAAACUUCGGCGACUUGCAUCAGGCUUCGCCAAGAGAUAUGGGGACUUGCUAAGAUAUGACGUUGAGGACGAAAUCGCCCGUUUCAGAGAAUAUCGUCCGAAGCUUGCUAGAUUCGCGAUCGAUGCCGUGCCCUUCAUGCAGUCUGCCCAAGAGAACAACAUGAACAUUCUUGUGGAGGGUGCCAACGCCUUGAUGCUAGAUCUCGACGUUGGGUCAUAUCCAUAUGUGACAAGUUCUACCACAACCGUGGCAGGCAUUAUUGGCGGGUUGCACCUUAAUCCCCGCGGCCUCACUGAAGUGAUCGGGGUGAUCAAAUCCUAUACAACCCGAGUUGGGAUGGGCAGUUUCAAAACUGAAGAUCUUGGAGAAGUUGGCACGAAACUCCAGGAAUUGGGUAAAGAAUGGGGAACGUCCACUGGUCGACGGCGUCGUUAUCUUGUGGUCCUUCGAUAUAGCAUGGCUAUCAAUUAUUAUACGGCACUUAACUUAACUAAGCUGGACGUGCUGGAUACAUUCGAGACGAUUAAGAUCGCUGUGGCGUACAAGGAACCUGAGUCCGGUGAGGAGUUGGUUUCGUACCCUUCGGAUCCCGAUACUCUCGAUCGAGCUCAUGUUGUUUAUCACGAGAUGCCGGGGUGGAAGAGACCGACCACGAACGUGAAGACGUUCGAUGAUCUUCCCAAGCAGGCGCAAGACUAUGUCGAGUUCAUUGAAAGCUUUAUUAGAGUCAAGGUAAAAUGGAUUGGCACUGGCCCUGACCGGGAGAGCAUGAUAAAGAAAUAA
This is a messenger RNA of Ilyonectria robusta, 1278 nucleotides long. Its product is annotated as Adenylosuccinate synthetase. Gene Ontology annotation, biological process: 'de novo' AMP biosynthetic process; IMP metabolic process. The transcript is spliced from 19 exons. Gene Ontology annotation, cellular component: cytoplasm. The record is from RefSeq and is a predicted model, not a curated record. Bases 1 to 1278 code for a protein of 425 amino acids. Gene Ontology annotation, molecular function: adenylosuccinate synthase activity; nucleotide binding. Lineage: Eukaryota; Fungi; Ascomycota; Sordariomycetes; Hypocreales; Nectriaceae.